AUGAGCACGUGUGCUAACAGCGACGAUCAUGAUUGGACAAUCUAUGUGAUGCGAAAUCCAUUCUUCUGGUUUGCCGUUUUCUGCGCCGUCAUCACGUUCAUCACAAUUCUCAUCAAUAUUUACAAUUAUCAAUGCCUAAAAAAGGACAUCACCAAACUAAAAAUCGCGAAUUGGGCGAUCGAGGUUCUGACGGAACGCAUUCGACUUCAAGAGCCAAACUCGAUUCUCAUCGAGGAAAUCACGCGAAAAUUGAACGCGCGCGAUGAGAACAUGUUCGGCGGCUUCACCAUCGGCGAUGAGAACAACGGCAAAAAGGCCGAAUUGAAAGAUAAGACAGCGUUGCGAGAGAUGAUCAAAGGCCAGAAGGAAGCGGAUGAAACGAAGGCUCUGAUCGACGCUAGGAUUUUGGUGAACACACCAAUGCCAAACGCGAGUUCACCGCCGCCCAACGCGGAUAGUCGAAUAAUGAAGGUCACGCGCGCGAUGAUUAAGGAAACCAAAGGGAUAUUAGCGUUGGGCAAAAGUAAAGAAUCCAUCGAAGAGGAGCCAUUGAUAUCGCAAACGCAGAACAAAAAGCAAAAUAAUUCGAUUGAUCUGAUGUCUCCACGACCUCCGACGCCGACCAAUCCGAAUCAGAGCCAAAAUAGUAGCUCAAAAAAAUAA
This is a messenger RNA of Caenorhabditis bovis, 663 nucleotides long. The record is from the annotation of a GenBank genome assembly. Lineage: Eukaryota; Metazoa; Nematoda; Chromadorea; Rhabditida; Rhabditidae.